Messenger RNA from Gossypium raimondii (Peruvian cotton), 637 nucleotides. RefSeq lists its product as uncharacterized. The record is from RefSeq and is a predicted model, not a curated record. Gene Ontology annotation, cellular component: dynein complex. NCBI's taxonomy places the organism in Eukaryota, Viridiplantae, Streptophyta, Magnoliopsida, Malvales, Malvaceae. Gene Ontology annotation, biological process: microtubule-based process. Gene Ontology annotation, molecular function: dynein light intermediate chain binding; dynein intermediate chain binding. Bases 107 to 544 code for a protein of 145 amino acids. The transcript is spliced from 2 exons.
UGAUUUCCAUAGGCAAUCAAAAAAGAUCAUCGAACUCUCUUUUCUUUGUAGUUUCUGUACAAAACCAGCAGCAGCUCUUUCAAGAUUUUUUAUAACCUUCAUAUUCAUGGAAGAUUCUCGGAGCUUGAAGGAGAAACAAGAGCUGAAGCGGCGGUUUCCGAGCAAAAGACAUGGAAUCGAAGAGAAGUCUCGUAUGGAAGAUCAAGUGAAGUUGGCUGCUAUUGCGAUUAGCCUUAACGUGCGUUUGAGAUCAUCUGAUAUGCCCGUUUACAUGCAAGAACACGCCCUCCGUUGUAUUCGACAGCUUCUUGGUUCUGCCCCCAAACCCCAACCUAGCCUUACUCACUUGGCUCGAGCCAUCAAAAAGGAGUUUGACUCGGUGUACGGACCAGCAUGGCAGUGUGUGGUUGGGACGAGUUUCGGAUCGUUUGUGACUCACUCACCAGGUGGAUUCCUCUACUUCUCAAUCGACUCGUUCUCCAUCCUUCUCUUCAAAACAGAGGUUGAGUUGGUCACCAAAGAAGACUGGGGCCAAAAGCUUUGAAUGCCUCAUUUGCGUAAUUUAUAGCUUUGACUCUUUGUUGUAUGCUAUUUGACUUUUAACCACCAUCGAAUAUAAAUAUAUAUUUAUUACAAA